Molecule: messenger RNA, 3801 nt
Organism: Dufourea novaeangliae
Lineage: Eukaryota; Metazoa; Arthropoda; Insecta; Hymenoptera; Halictidae
Gene: Ctr9
Product: RNA polymerase-associated protein CTR9 homolog
Exons: 14
Coding region: 1-3726 (1241 amino acids)
Biological process (GO): regulation of DNA-templated transcription
Cellular component (GO): Cdc73/Paf1 complex
Molecular function (GO): RNA polymerase II complex binding
Source: RefSeq, a predicted model, not a curated record
AUGGCGGGUUCCAUAGAGAUUCCGCUUCGUGACACAGACGAGGUAAUAGAACUCUACCUCGAUCAGUUACCAGAAGGAGAUGAAGUUCUUGGAAUUUUACGCCAAGAACAUGCGCAACUUAAUAUCUGGGUCAAUUUGGCCCUUGAAUAUUAUAAACAACAUAAAAUUGAAGAUUUCAUUAAGAUACUUGAAUCUUCUCGUAUUGAUGCAAAUAUUGAUUACCGUGACUAUGAAAAAGAUCAAAUGCGUGCGUUGGACAUGUUGGCUGCAUAUUAUGUCCAAGAAGCCAACAGGGAGAAAAAUAAGGACAAAAAGAGAGAUCUAUUUACAAAAGCUACAUUAUUGUACACAACUGCUGAUAAGAUCAUUAUGUAUGACCAGAAUCAUUUACUCGGCCGAGCUUACUUUUGCCUCUUGGAAGGAGACAAAAUGGAUCAAGCUGAUGCCCAAUUCAAUUUUGUACUAAAUCAAUCUCCAAAUAAUAUCCCUUCUCUACUUGGUAAAGCAUGUAUUGCAUUCAACAAAAAGGAUUACCGUGGUGCACUUGCCUUCUACAAAAAAGCUUUAAGGACAAAUCCUAACUGCCCUGCUGCUGUGAGACUAGGAAUGGGACAUUGUUUUAUGAAGUUAAAUAAUCAAGAAAAAGCACGUCUAGCCUUUGAAAGAGCUUUACAACUGGAUGGCCAAUGUGUAGGAGCAUUGGUUGGUCUUUCAGUCCUGAAACUGAAUCAACAACAGCCUGAUAGCAUUAGGACUGGAGUACAGAUGUUAUCAAAAGCUUACACAAUUGACUCUACAAAUCCUAUGGUAUUAAACCACUUGGCAAAUCAUUUCUUCUUUAAAAAAGAUUAUAACAAAGUGCAACAUUUGGCGCUUCACGCCUUUCACAAUACUGAAAAUGAAGCUAUGCGUGCAGAGAGUUGUUAUCAGUUAGCUAGAGCAUUUCAUGUACAGGGUGAUUAUGAUCAAGCAUUUCAAUAUUAUUAUCAAGCAACUCAGUUUGCACCACCAGUUUUUGUAUUGCCUCACUUUGGGUUAGGUCAGAUGUAUGUUUAUAGAGGUGAUGCCGAAAAUGCAGCACAAUGUUUUGAAAAAGUGUUGAAAGCCCAACCAGGCAACUACGAAACAAUGAAAAUUCUUGGAUCGUUGUAUGCAAAUUCAAGUUCUCAGUCGAAACGCGAUAUAGCCAAAAAUCAUCUUCGUAAAGUAACAGAACAGUUUCCUGAUGACGUGGAAGCAUGGAUUGAGCUGGCCCAAAUAUUAGAACAAAGUGACCUUACUGCAGCCUUAAAUGCAUACGGUACUGCAACUAGAAUAUUAAAGGAAAAAGUUCAAGCAGAUAUACCACCUGAAAUUCUAAACAAUGUUGGAGCCCUACAUUAUAGACUUGGAAAUUUAGAGGAAGCUAGAAAAAAUUUGGAGGAAUCUCUGGCGCGCUCCAAAGCUGAUGCCUUACACGACUCUGUAUACUACAACUCUAUCGCGGUUACAACAACUUAUAAUUUAGCACGACUGAACGAAGCUUUGUGUAUCUUUGAUAAAGCGGAGAAGUUGUACAAGGAUAUUCUGAAGGAGCAUCCGAAUUACGUAGAUUGUUAUUUACGACUUGGCUGCAUGGCACGAGACAAAGGACAAAUUUACGAAGCCUCUGAUUGGUUUAAAGACGCCUUGAGGAUCAACAAUGAGCAUCCAGAUGCGUGGUCUCUUUUGGGUAAUUUGCAUUUGGCCAAGAUGGAAUGGGGUCCUGGCCAGAAGAAAUUUGAAAGAAUUCUGAAAAAUCCAACGACAAGCACGGAUGCUUAUUCGUUGAUCGCUUUGGGAAACAUUUGGUUGCAAACUCUACAUCAAAGUGGAAAGGAUAAAGAUCGAGAGAAACGUCAUCAAGAUAGAGCCCUGGCCAUGUACAAACAGGUCUUGCGAAAUGAUCCCAAAAAUAUUUGGGCAGCGAAUGGGAUUGGAGCGGUAUUAGCACAUAAAGGCUGUGUAAAUGAAGCCAGAGAUAUUUUCGCCCAGGUGCGAGAAGCGACCGCAGAGUUUUGUGAUGUUUGGUUAAACAUUGCGCACAUAUACGUGGAGCAAAAACAAUUUGUUAGCGCCAUUCAGAUGUAUGAGAAUUGUCUUCGAAAAUUUUAUAAAUAUCACCACGUUGAAGUCCUGCAAUACCUUGGUAGAGCUUACUUCAAAGCUGGUAAAUUGAAGGAAGCAAAAUUGACGUUGUUAAAGGCACGAAGGGUAGCUCCACAAGAUACUGUUUUGUUGUACAAUAUUGCACUUGUACUUCAGCGUCUAGCAACAUAUAUAUUGAAAGACGAAAAAUCAACUCUGACUACGGUACUACAGGCCGUUCAUGAAUUAGGACUCUCGCAUAAAUAUUUCCAAUAUUUGUCGACACACGGAGAUAGAAUGGAACAGCUUGCGGAAGCGGAAGCCAGGAGGUGCCAGGAUUUAUUAUCACAAGCGCAAUAUCACGUUGCCCGUGCUAGGAGAUUGGACGAAGAAGAGAAGAUGCUUAGAAGAAAACAGGAGGAGGAAAGACAAGCAUUUAAAAUGCGCCAAACAGAGGAACAACGGAAACUCGAAGAAAUGCGUAGACAGAAAGAAGAAGAGAUGUUACAGAAACGACAAGAAUACGUUGAAAAGACGAAGAAUGUAUUGGUGUUUGGAGAUAUGCCUUCAGAAAAGUCUGGAAAGAAAGGAAAGAAAGUACGCACGGAUCAGUACAUCAGCGACAGUGGUGGUUCAGGGAGAGACGAAGGAAGGGAGGAAGCUCCAAGGGAAAGAAGCCGUAAAAGGAAAGCUAGUGGUGAACGUAAGGAGAAGAAAGGCAGGGCUAAAGGGAGGCGCAAGAAAGAAAUGGCUAGUGGAGAUAGUGGUUCUGAAAGCGAUCGACCCAAGCCAAAACGUGGAAGGAAAACAGGAACUCUCAGAAAAGAUAAAGGAUCUCGAAAAAGUACUACUGAGACUACAAAGGGUAAGAUGCCCUUAUCGAAGGAGACUAUAUCGACGAGUGAAUCAGAUAGUGAUUCUGGAGGUCUUAAAAUUGCUAGCGGGGGUGAAAGUGGGAACGACAGUCGUCCACAUGGAAGCAGAAGAAUCGCAUCCGACUCUGAAGGUUCACGAGCGUCACGAUCCCGUUCCAGAUCAAAAUCCAGAAGUCGUUCCAGGAGUAGUUCGCGUUCACGAUCACGAUCUCAAUCACAGUCACGAUCACGAUCACGGUCUAGAUCUGGAUCGAAAUCUAGAAGCGUAUCGCGAUCAAGAAGUCGGUCUAGGUCGAGGUCGGCCUCAGCGAAGAGUGGGUCACGGUCAAGGUCGGGCUCUAGAUCGAGGUCUGGGUCACGACAGAGUCGGUCACGGUCACGUUCACGGUCACGUUCACGCAGUGCUUCGAGGAAAAGUGAAUCGCAGGCAAGAUCAAGGUCAGGAUCCAGGCAUAGUGGAUCAAGAUCAAGGUCCCCGAGUGGUUCUAGGAAAGCAAAGUCAAGGAGUGGUUCACCGGAUCAGCGUAGAUCCAGAAGCAAGAGUCGAUCAAAAUCCAAAUCUGCUUCGAGAUCCAGAUCACGUUCGCGAUCCGGUUCAAGGUCUAAAAGUGGCUCUCGAAGCCGUAGCCCCAGUGGAUCAGCACGGUCUGCUACUCCAGAAUCCAGAAAAUCAGUUUCGGGCAGUGAUGUCGGUUCGCGGCAUUCGAGUUCAGACCGUGCUGGCGGUGGUAGUGAAAGCGAAUAAAUCCAAAAUUCCAGUAAAGACAACCGGAGAGACCGGUGAAAUGUUCACUUUAACUGUGAAUUACACAUACACCUU